Molecule: messenger RNA, 558 nt
Organism: Trichomonas vaginalis G3
Lineage: Eukaryota; Parabasalia; Trichomonadida; Trichomonadidae
Product: organellar and viral DNA polymerase type B
Exons: 1
Coding region: 1-558 (185 amino acids)
Source: RefSeq, a predicted model, not a curated record
AUGGACAAAGAUUGCGAUAUGGUAUAUAAGAACAUCUCUGACAUAUACAAAUCUGGGGAGUUUAAGACCUACGACAACUUUGUUUCGUUAGUUGCUGAAUGUGUAUGGCAGAUAAGAGAUAAAGAUAGAAGAGGUAAGAUAUGGAAUGAACAGAUAAAACCCGCAACUUUUGAGUUAAAGAGAGCAAUUGACGCCUUAGUCAUACUAGCAGGUAAGGUUUCAGAAUAUAACGCAAAAAUGAACCCACAAUGUUCUAAAUGUAAAGCAGCAAUGAGGAAAUAUAACUACUCCGUCAAAGAGAUAGAACGUAUGCGAAACGACUAUGCUGACUUAAAGAGGGAGGCAGAGAAACCAGCAGAAGAUAAAAUGGACAUGUUGACAUUUCUAAACAAAAACUAUCCAACAGCUGACGAUUUCCUUCUUUCAGAUGUCAAGAAGAAAUAUAAAGAAACUUUCGGCAUUGUGAAAACAUUCGAUAUCCUUCGUGAAGAAAUAGAAGCUACAAAACUGUUUAGAAUUUCACGAAUUCACAAUGUUUACCAUGUAAAACGCUUAUAA